UCGGAAUCGUGAAUAUAGCGACGGGCAGCUCCUUCUCCGUCUCUGUGACAUCUGCUGUUCAGCUCCAUUGUUGAAGCUCUGCUACCUCAUAAUGAUGGAAGCUCAAGGUCAAGCAGAGCUCACUAGGCUGACGAAGAUGAUGCUGCCUCCUGAGCCCAGAACCUUCCACGACCGGGAAGACCUCAUCAACUACGUCCGUGAUUUCGGCGCUGCCCAAGGAUACGUGGUGACCAUCAAAAAGUCUAGGAGAGACCGGAGAGUGAUCCUCGGUUGCGACCGUGGCGGUGUUUAUCGCAACCGCCGGAAGAUCGAAGAAGCUAAGCGGAAGAGGAAGGCGAUGUCGCGGCUGAUCAACUGCCCGUUUGAGGCUAUUGGUAAGAAGGAGGAUGAAGUCUGGACGCUCACCAUAAAGAAUGGCGAUCACAAUCAUGAACCUCUGAAGGACAUGUCCGAGCAUCCGUAUAGUCGGCGUUUCACCGAAGAAGAGGUCAGGCAGAUAAAGUUGAUGACUGAAGCUGGAGUGAAGCCUAGCCAGGUGCUCAGGGCUCUGAAGCAGAGAAACCCGGCGCUGCACUCCACGCCGAGGCAUCUGUAUAAUCUCAAAGCUAAGAUUCGUCAAGGAAAUGUGCCAGAGAAGAGUUUGAAGUCGUGGAGACCUGGCCGAACUCUUCAUAUGGAUGCAAGUUCGAUGCCAGCUGGAGUGUUGAGAAAGGAAAAUGGCCACCCGGUGAAGGUUCCAAAUUUUAUUGGAGGGAAGUUUUUGGAGUCACAGGGGAGUGAAGUGGUUGAUGUCAUAAAUCCGGAAACUCAAGAGGUGGUCAGCCAAUUUCCUAUGACAACGGAUGAAGAAUUCAAAGCUGCAGUCAAUGCUGCCCAGCAAGCAUUUCCUUCUUGGAAAAAUACACCUGCAGCCACCCGUCAGAGCAUCAUCUUUAAACUUCAUGAUCUCAUUUGCCGCAAUACUGAUAAGCUUGCAAUGGUUAUUACAGAAGAGCAGGGUAAGACAUUGAAGGCUGCUGAAGCAGACGUGCUGCUGGGUUUAGAGGCAGUCGAACAAACUUGUGGAAUGGCAACUUUGCAUGCCAGAGAGUAUGUUCCUAAUGCAUCUAAGUCAGUCGAUACUAUUUGUAUUACAGAACCGCUUGGUGUCUGUGCUGGCAUAUGCCUCUCUAAUUUCCCAGCAACUGUUCCCUUGUGGAUGUUCCCCAUUGCUGUUACAUGUGGCAAUACUUUUGUUCUUAAGACCUGUGAAAAGAAUCCAGGAGUUUCUAUGGUGCUGGCAGAGUUAGCAAAGGAGGCUGGUUUGCCUGAUGGCGUCUUGAAUAUUAUUCAUGGAACAGAUGACAUAAUUAACCAUAUGUGUGAUGAUGAAGAUGUAAAAGCUCUCUCUUUCACUUCUUCAAGUGCAGUUGGCAUGCAUAUCUGCACUAGGGCCGCUGUUCAAGGGAAACGUGUUCAGGCUAAUUUUGGAGGCAAAAGUUAUGCAAUUAUUUUGCCUGAUGCAAACUUGGAUGCGACCAUGGAUGCUUUGGUUCCAAAAGGUAUUGGUGCUGCCGGGCAGCAGGGCAUGGCUCUUAGUAUAGCCAUCUUUGUUGGUGGUUUAGUACCAUGGGAGAAAGAACUAGUGGCACGUGCUAAAGCCCUUAAAGUUAAUGAAGGAACAAAUCCUGGUGCUGACCUGGGUCCAGUAAUCAGCAGAGAGGUAAAGGAUCGGACAUGCACUCUGGUUGACAUGGCUGUAGAGAGUGGAGCUAGACUUGUACUUGAUGGGAGGAAUAUUAUGGUCCCAAGGUACGAGAGUGGAAAUUUUAUUGGCCCAACAAUACUAUGUGAUGUCACUACCAGGAUGGACUGCUAUAAGGAAGAAAUUUCUGGACCGGUUCUCCUUUGUAUGCAGGUCGGAAGCCUAGAGGAGGCCGUGACAAUUAUAAACAGAAACAAGCAUGCUAUUGGAGCUGCUUUAUUCACGACAUCUGGGGUCACUGCAAGGAACUUCCAAAAUGACAUUCAGACUGGUCUGGUUGGUAUCAACACCGCUCCACCAUUUGCGUUGCCAUUUUUCUCAUUGAACGGGUCGAAAUCAUCUCUUACUGUGAAGGAAAGUGUACAAUUUUACACCCAGACCAAGUUAGUAGCUCAACAGUGGAAAGAUCUAAGUUUACGACCAAUGCUGCUGAUGAGCCCUCCAUCAGCUGAAAUUAGUUUGUCAGCACAAGGAGCAUCAGAACUGCAGUCAACAUCAGAAAAUGAGUCACCUCCUAGUCAAGGAUCACCAGUGACAGGAACGGCAUCUGAUGAUAGAGAUUCCCUGAGUUCUCCAACACCAGACAGAGACUAUUUACCGAAUUGGAGAGUCCCAAACACUGCUCCAUCCAUGGAUGGGCUUGUACCACCCGAACGGGAAAGAGACCUGCAAACCCGAGGAGAACUCGUGAGUCAGAUCACAACUACCCUACAUGGGACUGAAUCUGAUAGAACACAUGUUCCUUAUUUGCCAACAGUCGGUAAUAGCAACAGUCCAGGUUCUAUGAUGGCAGCAGAGAGUUCCGGUUCUGAGAGGGCAUAUAUGCUGACGACUUUUAGUCCUUUGAAUCAGAGUGCCAGUCAAGCGUUGCAAAGGAGGACUACCGAGGAUACAAAUUUUCCAGUCUCCGGGAGAUCAUAUAUGGCCUCGACAUCUCGGAGGAAUGAGGCCAUUUCUUUCCAAUCAGUUUCCCUGGAUGGAAUGUGCAGUGACGUGGCUUUAAGUGGAAUCGAUGGGAUAGCUUCAAGUUCUGAGAGGAUGUAUCUGCCUUCUUUGAUUCAAAGAAACCCGGGGAUGCUGCCUUUGUUGUCGGAAAGGCUGCAUAUGCCUUCGACUUCACAAAGGUUGUACCCUCAAAACUCGAUAAUCCCGAUGGAUGAGUUUCCUAGCUGACUCUUGAAAGGAUUGUAUAUAAUUAAGGAAGAGCUAAAUAGUUGUACUGACAGGCUUUCCUUUAUUUCACUAGCAAGAAGAUUGAUCGUUCGAAAGUCACGGCUUACAUUAUAUUCUUUCUUGAGAGGUAUUGAAAGCCUCAUCAAAAUA
Punica granatum (pomegranate) is the source of this 3067-nucleotide messenger RNA. The record is from RefSeq and is a predicted model, not a curated record. Lineage: Eukaryota; Viridiplantae; Streptophyta; Magnoliopsida; Myrtales; Lythraceae.